Messenger RNA from Ambispora leptoticha, 1464 nucleotides. NCBI's taxonomy places the organism in Eukaryota, Fungi, Glomeromycota, Glomeromycetes, Archaeosporales, Ambisporaceae. The record is from the annotation of a GenBank genome assembly.
AUGAAUCUUGAACUUUUGAAUCCCUUUGAACAAGAUUAUCCUGAAAAUAUAGAACACACUACUGUCGACUUAUAUGCUCAAAACACAAAUGCGACAUGCAUUAGUUUCAAUAGACGAGGUACCUUAUUAGCAGCUGGUUGUCAAGACGGUCAAGUCUUUGUCUGGGACUUUGAUACUAAGGGAGUUGCAAGAAUUCUCAAAGGACAUGUUAGUAAAGUAACUAGUGUAAGUUGGUCGCGUAAUGGACGAUAUCUUUUAACGUCAGGUGAAGAUUUCAAGUGUAUACACUGGGACUUGAUAUCUGGGACUAUUGCCCGAACAAUCCCAUUUGAUACAGGGGUUGCUAUGGCGCAAAUGCAUCCCAAGAAAAAUGAUGUCUUUGUAGCAGCGUUAAAAGUAGAGGCUCCCGUCCUGGUGGAUAUCUCAGGUGAAGAUGCUCAAAUUCUAGAGUUACCAGCGGAUUCUGAAUCUUCCGGUGAUCUUUAUAAUAACGGAAAUGAAAAAGACUCAAAGCCAAUCUCUACGCUUGUAUGUCGCUUUGAUAUCAAAGGGGAACGUAUAUUUACGGGCAGUAGUAAAGGUGCUAUUCAUAUCAUUGAUGCUAAUACCCGAAAAUUGCUAUAUAUGGAGAGAAUUAGUGGAAGUUAUGCAAUAAAAAAUUUGGUAUUAAGUCGUGAUGGCAGAGAUUUUAUAAUCAAUGCUAGUGAUAGAUCAAUUCGUGUAUACAGCCUGGAUGAUGAAGAUCAUGUUUUCAUAUUACGUCACACCUUCACCGACGUAAUUAAUAAAGUUCAAUGGAAUCAAUGUUGCUUUAAUCGAGAUGGUGAAUAUGUUAUAGGAGGCUCUGCUCAUAAAAUGGGUCAUAACAUUUAUAUAUGGGACAAGGAACGGGGAAAUCUGGUAAAGAUGCUAGAGGGACCAAAGGAGCAACUUAAUGAUUUAGCAUGGCACCCGGUGCAUCCCAUUAUUGCAUCAGCAGCGGCAUAUGGAAGUAUUUAUAUCUGGGCAACAGAACAUCAGGAGAAUUGGAGUGCAUUUGCGCCACAUUUCAAAGAAUUAGAUGAAAACGUAGAGUAUGAAGAACGGGAAGACGAAUUUGACAUCGUCGAGUCCACUGAUUCUUUAGUGAGAGAGCGUGAAGAGGAAGAAGAUGAGAUAAUUGAUAUCACUACAAUAGAAAAGCCAAAAUUCCUACAAUCAGAUCCAGAAGAGGAUGAAGAAAUAUAUUAUCUUCCAACUCAUCCUGAUGAAUUUUGUUCAUUUGAUGAAGAUGAGAGUUAUGAACCUCCAAAACGCAGUGCACGUAGUAAUAACACAAAAAAUAAAAAUAUAGUGAAAACUACUACAAAGAAAACCGAAAAAGCUACUAACACGAAAACUGUGCACAAUAGAAGCAGCUCUGAUGAUUAUACGCACAAAGGAAAGAAAAGGAAACUUAAAGGUUCUAGUAACGUUCUGAAAUAA